ACGUCAUCAUUUACCUAUACCCCCCCCCUCUCUCUGCGUCUCUCUUAUUCAUCUACAAAAACCAAACUCAAUAAAUCCUGUAAAAUUCUGUAUCUAUUUUUCUCCGAUUAACCGAUCGCUCCGCCGCUAAUUUGCGCUCAAUGACUCUACUCACUCCGCCGCCUCCUCCAAUCGACGCAGAGGACGAAGAGAUGCUUGUGCCUAAUGCCGAUUUUGUCCCAGAAGGCCCUCAACCCAUGGAAGUUGCUCCUGUGGAAGCGACAAAUGCAGUGGAUGCACCCGCAGUGGAGGAGACCCCAUCUGGACGGUUCACUUGGGCGAUUCCCGAAUUUUCAAAGUUGAACCUGAAGAAACAGUAUUCUGAAGUUUUUAAUGUGGGAGGAUACAAAUGGCGAGUACUUAUAUUUCCAAAAGGGAACAAUGUUGAUCACUUAUCAAUGUAUCUGGACGUUGCAGACUCCACCACAUUGCCUUAUAAUUGGAGCAGAUAUGCACAGUUCAGUUUGUCUAUAGUCAAUCAAAUACACAGCAAAUUCACAGUUAGGAAAGACACUCAACACCAGUUCAAUUCUAGAGAAAGUGAUUGGGGAUUCACUUCAUUCAUGCCUCUUAGUGAACUCUAUGACCCUGGCCGAGGUUAUCUUGUAAAUGAUACAUGUAUAGUUGAGGCUGAUGUUGCUGUUCGUAGAGUUGUUGAUUACUGGUCACAUGACUCAAAAAAAGAGACAGGUUUUGUUGGGCUAAAAAAUCAGGGUGCUACCUGUUAUAUGAACUCUCUCCUCCAGACAUUAUACCAUAUUCCUUAUUUUAGAAAGGCUGUAUACCACAUGCCGACUACAGAAAUUGAUAAUCCAUCCGCAAGCAUCCCAUUGGCUCUGCAGAGUUUAUUCUAUAAGUUGCAGUAUUGUGAUACCAGUGUAGCAACUAAGGAGUUGACGAAGUCUUUUGGUUGGGACACAUAUGAUUCUUUUAUGCAGCAUGAUGUUCAAGAACUGAACAGGGUUCUUUGUGAAAAACUGGAAGACAAAAUGAAAGGAACAGUAGUGGAGGGCACGAUACAGAAGUUAUUUGAGGGCCACCACAUGAAUUACUUAGAAUGUAUUAAUGUGGAUUACAAGUCUGCAAGAAAGGAAUCUUACUAUGAUCUGCAGCUUGAUGUCAAAGGCUGUAAGGAUAUUUAUGCUUCCUUUGACAAAUAUGUGGAAGUGGAACGUCUUGAAGGUGACAACAAGUAUCAUGCUGAACAAUACGGAUUGCAGGAUGCUAGGAAGGGUGUUCUUUUCAUUGACUUCCCUCCUGUUCUUCAGCUACAGUUGAAAAGAUUUGAAUAUGAUUUUGUUCGCGAUACUAUGGUUAAGAUAAAUGAUCGCUAUGAGUUUCCUUUGGAACUUGAUCUUGAUAGAGAGAAUGGCAAAUAUCUAUCUCCUGAUGCAGAUAGGAGUGUGCGCAACCUAUACACUCUUCAUAGUGUUCUGGUUCACAGUGGUGGAGUGCAUGGUGGGCAUUAUUAUGCUUAUAUCAGGCCAACCCUUUCUGAUAAGUGGUUCAAAUUUGAUGAUGAACGUGUAACCAAAGAAGACAUGAAGAGAGCAUUGGAAGAGCAAUAUGGUGGCGAAGAAGAGUUACCGCAGACGAAUCCUGGAUUCAACAACUCACCGUUCAAAUUUACCAAAUAUUCGAAUGCUUACAUGCUUGUUUAUAUACGUGAAAGUGACAAGGAGAAAAUAAUUUGCAAUGUUGAUGAGAAGGACAUAGCAGAACAUCUUAGGAUACGACUGAAGAAGGAGCAGGAAGAAAAGGAGCUAAAGAAAAAGGAGAAGGCCGAGGCUCACCUCUACACAAUUAUUAAGGUUGCUCGCGAUGCAGACCUUGUCGAACAGAUUGGAAAGGAGAUAUAUUUUGAUCUUGUGGAUCAUGACAAAGUUCGCAAUUUUCGCAUUCAGAAACAGCUGUCUUUUAAUACUUUUAAGGAAGAAGUAGCGAAGGAGUUUGGGAUACCUGUUCAGCUUCAACGCUUCUGGUUGUGGGCUAAGCGCCAGAAUCAUACUUACCGUCCAAAUCGUCCACUCACACCGCAGGAGGAAGCUCAAUCAGUUGGUCAAUUAAGAGAAGUAUCCAACAAAGCAAAUAAUGCUGAGCUAAAAUUAUUUCUGGAAGUAGCAUUUGGCGUGGACUUGAGGCCUAUCCCUCCACCAGAGAAGAUUAAGGAGGAUAUUCUUUUGUUUUUCAAACUUUAUGACCCGUUGAAAGAAGAAUUACGGUAUGUUGGACGGUUAUUUGUAAAAGGCAAGUCCAAGCCAAUGGAGAAUUUCGAAAAGCUUAAUGAAAUGGCGGGCUUUGCUCCUGAUGAAGAAAUUGAACUUUUUGAGGAAAUUAAGUACGAUCCUCACGUCAUGUGUGAACGCAUUGACAUGAAGCUUAGCUUUCGUGACAGUCAGCUCGAAGAUGGGGAUAUCAUUUGUUUCCAAAAAUCGUCUCAAGGUCAAAGCAGUGAAGAGUGCCGUUAUCCCACUGUCCCUGCAUUUUUGGACUACGUGCAUAAUCGCCAGAUGGUUCGUUUUCGUUCACUGGAGAAGGCCAAGGAAGACGAAUUUUCUCUGGAACUGUCAAAGCAGAACAACUAUGAUGAAGUUGUUCAAAGUGUUGCACGCCAUCUUGGCUUAGAGGAUCCCUCUAAAAUAAGGCUUACACCUCAUAACUGCUAUUCACAGCAACCAAAGCCUCAACCUAUUAAGUACCGAGGAGCAGAACGUCUUACGGACAUGCUUGUUCACUAUAAUCAGAUUUCGGAUAUAUUGUACUAUGAAGUGUUGGAUAUCCCUUUGCCGGAACUGCAAGGCCUUAAAACUCUAAAAAUUGCUUUCCAUCAUGCCACCAAGGACGAAGUUGUUAUUCAUACCAUCAGGUUACCAAAACAGAGUACUGUGGGGGAUGUCAUUAGUGAUCUCAAGACAAAGGUGGAGUUGUCUCACCCGGAUGCUGAACUAAGAUUACUGGAGGUUUUCUAUCAUAAGAUAUAUAAGAUCUUUCCGCUGCACGAAAAGAUUGAGAACAUAAAUGAUCAAUACUGGACAUUGCGUGCAGAAGAGAUUCCUGAAGAGGAGAAAAACCUUGGUGCUCUUGGCCGCUUGAUUCAUGUGUACCAUUUUAUGAAAGAUCCUGCUCAGAAUCAAGUUCAGGUUCAAAAUUUUGGGGAUCCCUUCUUCUUGGCCAUUCAUGAGGGUGAGACUUUGGAAGAGGUUAAAAUCCGUAUACAAAAGAAGUUGCGUGUUUCCGAUGAGGAGUUCUCCAAGUGGAAGUUCGCAUUUUUGUCUUUGGGUCGACCUGAAUAUCUUCAAGAUUCAGACAUCGUAUCUAGUCGUUUUCAGAAAAGAGACGUUUACGGUGCUUGGGAACAGUACCUCGGCCUGGAGCACUCUGAUAAUACUCCAAAACGGUCGUACGCAGCCAACCAGAAUCGGCACGCAUAUGAGAAACCUGUUCGAAUCUACAACUAAUACAUAUAUACUGGACUGCAUUGCAAGCUCCAGAAGCAGAGCACUAGUAUACAUCAGCAUUAACAGAGGUUUAGUUGAUGGCAAGCGAUUCAACGGCAUCAUGAUGUAGCCAGUCCAUAUUUCUUAAUCAGAGUUGAAGCAUUCAUACAUUAUACUGAACAGUUUUAGGGUAGCAUUUCCAUCUUGAUUUUCGUUGUAAUUAGAAAAAAAAAGCACCAAGGUUUUUGGGUGGGGAUGUAUAGAGGGGAUUUAUGGUAUAGCUAUUUGUGUGUUUUGACCUGUUCCUUUCCAUUUCGUUUCCGGAUUUUAUCAGACCUUAGUUGAAUAAUAUUUCUGGGAUCGAUGUACACUAUUUAGUUUUUAUUACUCUAGGUGUGGAGCUCUAACGGUUCAUUCUUGAUGUCGUUGCUUAGUUCCUAUUAUACUGUAUACAAAUUCUGUUGGCAUUGUUUUUUCAUGACAUUAUUAUGGAGAGUUGAAUUGAAU
This is a messenger RNA of Erythranthe guttata (spotted monkey flower), 3983 nucleotides long. Its product is annotated as ubiquitin C-terminal hydrolase 12-like. Gene Ontology annotation, molecular function: protein binding; cysteine-type deubiquitinase activity. The record is from RefSeq and is a predicted model, not a curated record. Gene Ontology annotation, cellular component: cytosol; nucleus. Gene Ontology annotation, biological process: regulation of protein stability; protein deubiquitination. Lineage: Eukaryota; Viridiplantae; Streptophyta; Magnoliopsida; Lamiales; Phrymaceae.